Molecule: messenger RNA, 867 nt
Organism: Linum tenue
Lineage: Eukaryota; Viridiplantae; Streptophyta; Magnoliopsida; Malpighiales; Linaceae
Source: the annotation of a GenBank genome assembly
AUGGAUUGGCUCUCAUGGCUGUCCAAAACCACCCUCGACCCAUCCCUGGUCUGCGAAUACGGCCUCACCUUUGAGCAGAACCAGCUCGAAGCCGACGAUUUGCCCUACUUCAACCACGAAUUCCUCCAGAGCAUGGGGAUUUCAGUGGCCAAGCACCGCCUGGAGAUUCUCAAGCUGGCCACCAAAGAAACCGGUCCGACCAGAGGCUCGGCCAGCACUACUGGGUUCUCCAAAUUGGUUUCCGCAAUUGCCCGAACGAGGAAGAGCAUCAGGAAGCGCAUUUCCAAAUUGGUCUCCCCUUCCGGCGAACGGGAAGAAAGGGUACCACCCGCCGUGCCGGAGCUGGAGUGGAGGGCGGCGGCGGCGUUGACUCCGCCGCCGCAGCUGCCGGUGCUGAAGAGGAGGCAGGCGAAAUCCGGGCCGUUGGAUUUCAAGAGGGUGCAGCAGGAAGGGCUGGUGUACUCCAAGUCGAAGAGCAGCUUGAAGCUGUCUGGGCCGCUGGACGGGAAGGCCCACGAAAGGCUGGUGUUUGCUUACCGGAGCCCGAAGAUUUGCGCGACUCCUCCUCCGGCGGAUGGGGUUCUGUUGGGCCAGGUGAGUCCGCGGAUGGGCGUGGCGAGGCCCAUGGAGGCGAGGCGGUCCAGCCCAAUGGUUCGGAGUGGGAAUGGGACUCCUAGAGGUGGGAGGAAUUAUUACGGCGUCCGCCCCGACCUCAUCGACUCCAUCGUCGCUCACUACGCCUCCAAGUGGCUCCCGGAGCUCUCCCUCUCCUCCUCCUCCUCCGUCGAUGUCGACAACAGCGUCCCCGCCGCGGCCGCGGCCGGCUCGGAAGAGAGCAUGAUAACAAAGCAGUUACAGCCUUGCUGA